This is a messenger RNA of Penicillium hordei, 744 nucleotides long. RefSeq names its product SDR family oxidoreductase. The coding region runs from base 1 to 744 and encodes 247 amino acids. The record is from RefSeq and is a predicted model, not a curated record. The transcript has 3 exons. Lineage: Eukaryota; Fungi; Ascomycota; Eurotiomycetes; Eurotiales; Aspergillaceae.
AUGUCUACCAUUUUAAUCUCCGGCGCCAAUAAAGGAAUUGGCCGUGGUCUGGUUAGCAAGUAUCUGGCUCGCGAUAAUGUGACUGUGAUCGCAGCUGUUCGCAACCCGAGCUCAUCAGAAGCGACCUCUCUCUCUGAAAUUCCCACGGCGGAGGGUAGUCGGUUGGUUAUUGUUAAAAUCGACGCCAGCUCUGACACCGACGCCAAAGCUGAGGUGGAGUCAUUGUCCAGCCAGGGCGUGUCAGCUUUAGACAUCGUCAUCGCCAAUGCGGGAGUCUUCGACACAGCUGCAUUCACCACCGUUUCCGAGUCUACCAUUGCCCAAAUCAGAACCCAUCUCGAUGUGAACACCCUUGGACCCGUGCGCCUCUUCCAAGCUACACUCCCUCUCCUUCAGAAGUCAUCAUCUGCCCGCUUCAUCCUGAAUAGCAGUCUAAUGGGAACGAUUGGAGGGAUCAAAGAUCUUCCUCUCAAGAUUGCGCCUUACGGGGCUAGCAAGGCGGCGGCGAACUACUUUGUCCGGAAAAUUAACUACGAGCAUGACGAUAUUGCUACCUUGGCUAUCCACCCUGGUGGGGUCAAGACAGAGGCUGGAGACAACGCUGCCAGAGCGGCAGGCUUCCCCGGCGCUUUCGUAGAGGUUGAGGAUAGUGUGAAUGCAAUUGUCACUAAGAUUGAUGGCUUGACAAAGGAGAAUGGCGCGGGCGAGUUCUGGAACAUCGACGGUACCACAAUCGGCUGGUAG